AUGGCAGAAAAAAAAGUUAAAGAAAAAUACAAUAGUUCGUUCCCUCAUGUAAAUAUUGGGACAAUGGGUCACGUUGACCAUGGUAAAACCACGCUGACAGCUGCAAUCACGAAAGCACUUUCCAGAAUACGACUUGCCAAAUUCAAAGACUAUGGUGAUAUUGAUAAGGCACCCGAAGAAAAAAAACGAGGAAUAACUAUUAGCACUACUCAUAUCGAAUUCGAAACUGUUUCUGGGCUCGAAAAUUAUUACCGAAAAAUGGUUCUAGGCGAAGAAGUAGAUGAACACAGUUUUAACUUACAGGAAGGUCGACAUUAUGGCAUGAUUGAUUGCCCGGGACACGCCGAUUAUAUUAAAAAUACGAUUACGGGGGCUGCCCAAAUGGACGGAGUAAUUGUAGUGGUUUCUUCGGCUGAUGGUAGCAUGACUCAAACCAAAGAACACUUGCUUUUAGCCCGAACCAUCGGUAUAGAAAGAGUUGUGGUUUUUAUUAACGAUAAAACUAGCGAGGGAUUGGACGAAGAAACCAAGGCUUUGUUGGAAGCUGACAUUCGAAGCGAUUUAGAAACCUAUGGCUACGAUAAAGAAGGCGAAGAAAAAACUCCGAUAAUCGUUGCUUCAGCUCUGAAAGCCUUAAAAGGUGACACUAACGAGGAAAUUAAAAUUUUGCAACUUUUAGAAGUGGUUGAUAAUCAUAUAACUAUUCCCGAAAGAGACGAGAGCAAACCUUUUUUAAUGUAUAUCGAAGAUGUGUUUAGUAUUACCGGCUCGGGAACAGUGGUUACUGGUAAUCCUUUGCAGGGGAAAUUAAGAAAAGGUGAUGAAGUGGAAAUAGUGGGAUUGGGGCCUAAAAAGAAGUCAGUGGUUAAAGGAAUAGAAAUGUUUCAGAAAGAAAUGGAAGAAGCCAAACCCGGUGAUACUAUUGGAGUUUGCUUGCGGGAUAUUAAACUUGAAGAAGUUAGAAAAGGUCAAGCUCUAGCAGCUCCUGGCACCGUUACUCCGCAUAAAAAAUUCAAGGCUCACGCUUAUAUUUUGAGUAAGGAAGAAAGAGGUCGCCAUACUAGUUUUGAAGACGGCUAUCGUCCCCAAUUUUUUACUGCUACAAUCAAUAUAACUGGAACAGUGAAAUUGCCAUCCGAGAAAAAAGUAGAACCGGGCAGUGACAUCGAAUUCGAGGUCGACUUAAUUGAACCAGUAGUUAUCAGAAAAAAUGAUAAUUUUGCUAUGCGCGAAGGCGGAAUUACCGUUGGAAUAGCGAUUAAUGGCAGAACUACCAUUAACAAUGGCUGGGAAAUACAAAAAUUCCAAGCCCAACUAGAAAAAGAAAGAUUACUCAACAAAUUUGCCCGCAAUCCCUUAGUAGAACGGGAAAAAUUGCAAGAAUGA
Messenger RNA from Racocetra persica, 1386 nucleotides. Lineage: Eukaryota; Fungi; Glomeromycota; Glomeromycetes; Diversisporales; Gigasporaceae. The record is from the annotation of a GenBank genome assembly.